AUGGACGAGUUAUCAAAGUCAUCACAUUCUAGAGAUUGUGUGUAUCCAUCGUCUUCAUCCCGUCCCCGAACAGAACGUCCGAAAAUUAACGAAGCUGAUUUAGAGGGCAAAUCACCUGAAGAAAUAGAUAUGCUAAAAACAAUGGGAUUCUGUAACUUUGAUACCACUAAAAACAAAAAAGUAGAGGGAAAUGAUGUUGGUGAAGUUCACGUUAUUCUCAAAAGAAAAUAUCGCCAAUACAUGAAUCGCAAAGGUGGUUUCAAUCGCCCAUUAGAUUUUGUUGCAUAA
This is a messenger RNA of Eupeodes corollae, 288 nucleotides long. RefSeq names its product U4/U6.U5 small nuclear ribonucleoprotein 27 kDa protein (gene ytr). The record is from RefSeq and is a predicted model, not a curated record. NCBI's taxonomy places the organism in Eukaryota, Metazoa, Arthropoda, Insecta, Diptera, Syrphidae. The transcript is spliced from 2 exons. Gene Ontology annotation, cellular component: precatalytic spliceosome. Gene Ontology annotation, biological process: RNA splicing. Bases 1 to 288 code for a protein of 95 amino acids.